AUGAAUAAAAAUAACGUUCCAAAGGUAUCGACGGCCGUCGUGGAACCGUACAACUCGGUACUGACUACGCAUACCACUCUCGAACAUUCUGACUGUGCGUUCAUGGUGGACAACGAAGCCAUCUACGACAUAUGCCGGCGGAACUUGGACAUCGAGCGUCCCACGUACACAAAUCUGAAUAGGCUGAUCGGACAGAUCGUGUCGUCCAUUACGGCGUCGCUGCGAUUCGACGGUGCGCUGAACGUCGACCUGACCGAGUUCCAGACGAACUUGGUGCCGUACCCGCGUAUACACUUCCCGCUGGCCACUUACGCACCGGUCAUAUCGGCCGAGAAGGCGUACCACGAGCAACUGUCCGUGGCUGAGAUUACCAAUGCGUGCUUCGAACCGGCAAACCAGAUGGUCAAGUGCGACCCACGACACGGCAAAACGCCGCAAUCGCCACCAUCAAGACCAAGCGGACCAUCGUGUUCGUCGACUGGUGCCCUACUGGGUUCAAGGUGGGUAUCAACUACCAGCCACCUACCGUGGUGCCGGGUGGUGAUCUGGCCAAGGUCCAGCGGGCCGUUUGCAUGUUAUCCAACACUACCGCUAUUGCCGAGGCAUGGGCCCGGCUCGAUCACAAGUUUGACCUCAUGUAUGCGAAACGGGCAUUCGUCCACUGGUACGUCGGUGAGGGCAUGGAGGAGGGCGAGUUUUCCGAGGCCAGAGAGGACUUGGCGGCGCUCGAGAAGGAUUACGAGGAGGUGGGCAUGGACUCCACCGAGGGCGAUGGUGAGGCCGGCGAAGAAGAGAUUUGACUUGAUAUUCCCUACCACCAACACAUUUCCUCAACCAGAAAUAAUUUCGUUGUUGUUGUUGUAAUGAUGUAAAUAUAUUUUCAUACGUGUCGUAGACAUAACAAAUA
This is a messenger RNA of Acyrthosiphon pisum (pea aphid), 907 nucleotides long. Its product is annotated as tubulin alpha chain-like. The record is from RefSeq and is a predicted model, not a curated record. The transcript has 3 exons. Gene Ontology annotation, biological process: microtubule-based process. Gene Ontology annotation, cellular component: microtubule. Lineage: Eukaryota; Metazoa; Arthropoda; Insecta; Hemiptera; Aphididae. Gene Ontology annotation, molecular function: structural constituent of cytoskeleton; GTP binding. Bases 1 to 864 code for a protein of 287 amino acids.